This is a messenger RNA of Maniola jurtina (meadow brown), 2578 nucleotides long. It is a transcript of the gene beta3GalTII, whose product is annotated as beta-1,3-galactosyltransferase 6. Bases 424 to 1539 code for a protein of 371 amino acids. Lineage: Eukaryota; Metazoa; Arthropoda; Insecta; Lepidoptera; Nymphalidae. Gene Ontology annotation, cellular component: membrane. Gene Ontology annotation, molecular function: UDP-galactosyltransferase activity. The record is from RefSeq and is a predicted model, not a curated record. Gene Ontology annotation, biological process: glycosaminoglycan biosynthetic process. The transcript has 4 exons.
UAGUUGGUAUUUUUUGGUGGUGGAACUGACUGGGAAGCGCUCUAAAGGGGCGCCGCGCGUAUGUCAGUGGGCGCCGACGCAGAUGGAGUCCAUAGUUGUAUAAGUUCAAUAACUUGAAAAUAUCACAAACUUGACAUUGGCUAAUCAGAGUAAAGCCAGAUUUAAAGAAAAAAAAAUGUGUUUUGAAAGUUGAAUCUUGAAAAUUACGAUUUGCAAGGAAGAGACAAUUUAAAUAUUAUUUAAUUUUAUUAUUAUGAUUUAACUGAAAUUGAUUCUUUGAUUAAAAUGAAUAGCAGCACCAGGUGCAUACUGGGAAGGUUUCUUUAGCAUUUCCUGUUAGCUAAUGAAAUAUUUUGUCAGCUAAGUCAGCUUAAAUUAAUAUUACCUUAUUAAUGUAAGAAUGGAUAAUCAAGGGCUCAUAACAUGAAUUAUAUUUUUUUGAGACGAUACCAAGGCAUGAUACUAUUUGGUAUAUUAAGCUUUUAUUUAGGUUGUGGAAUCACCUUGACUUUUGUAAGAGUAGAUUGUGCAGCAAACUCUAGAUCGACAGCUCUAGUUAAAAAUUCUCAUAGUAUAUUUAACAAAACAGAAUAUGUAGUACUUGUUCUUAGCAGUCCUAAGAAUGAAAUGCGAAGGGAUGCCAUACGUACAACAUGGGCUAGCCUGAUAAACAAUGUACAUGUUGAAAACGGUGAAAUAUUAUACAGAUGGAAUUACACUUUGGCAGGAAAAAAAUCAAACCUGGGUGUUAUAAAAACCUUCUUUGCCAUAGGCACACAGAACCUAGACAAACAUACCUUAGAAAAAUUGUAUGCUGAAGACAGUAGAACCAAAGAUUUAUUACUGCUAGAAGAUUUUGAAGAUGGCUAUAACAAAUUAGCAACUAAGUUGAUGCUCUCUUUGAAGUGGCUUCAUAAACAUUUGAAGGAAUUGAAGUAUGUUAUAAAGUGUGAUGAUGAUUCUUUUGUGAGAGUUGAUCUAAUUGUGGCAGACCUUGAGGCUUACGCUCCUGAGAUGGAAGGGCAAGCAAUCAACCAUUUUGUCUCCCGUAAGGAAAGUUUACCCAAAUAUAAAGGAUUAUAUUGGGGAUACUUCAAUGGGCGAGCACCAGUGUACAAGAGAGGCAAAUGGGAGGAAAAAGCUUGGUUUCUUUGCACCACAUACCUGCCAUAUGCACUGGGCGGUGGAUAUGUGAUUUCUCAUAGCAUCGUGGAUUAUGUUGCUAGAAAUUCAGAUUUCUUGAGUAAAUACAACUCUGAAGAUGUUUCAAUGGGCGUGUGGACAGCAGCACUUGAUGGCAUCAACAGAGUCCACGACACAAGGUUCGACACAGAGUGGAUAUCGCGAGGAUGCGACAACACCAUGCUUGUCCGACACAAACAAGAGCACCGUGACAUGGUCCAAAUGCAUUCAAACCUAGUUAUUUCACAGGGGAAAAAACUUUGUACGACUGAUUAUACUAUAAGAAAAUCUUACAGAUACAAUUGGAAUGCUUUGCCAAAUUCUUGCUGUAUAAAAAGUAAUGAAGAUUUAAGGUAAUAAUAGGUAAAAUAAUCUGAAAAUCUGUUUUGGUGUACGCCAUUGAGGAGUCCCUAGUCACACCUCUUACGUUUCAUACAAGCGAGCUGAUUUAAUUACCUGUUAUUACCACCGGAACUCCGGCCUUCCGCACACUAUUUGUGUUUGGUUUGACUGAGUUACGUGAAAACGAGCUUAUUAGAUUAUUUUAACCAAAAGCUAUCUUGAUUAUUAUUUGCACUCUGUUCCUACACGACUCUAUACUUGAUCAAGUGAAGCGAGGUCUAGGAGUUUUAAGUAGGCGAAUUUGCAUAUUUUGUCCAUUUGGCUGUCUGUCCAUCCUUCUGUCACCGUCUUAUAAAUUAAAACCAAGUACUAAAACUCAAAAACAAUAUGUAAAUUAAUGGCGAAAAUAAUAAAAAGUAGUGUUGAGUGGACUGGACUAGAUUGCUAUAGAUACAAAGAAAGAAGAAAUAAGAAGUUGCUGUGUCGUGAAAGUUAAUGGUAUGGCAAAAUAAAUAUGAGAUUAAGCGAACAGUGCUCACCCACUGCUUUCGUCUUGAAGUCCAGUGCCAUGCCAGCAGCAAAGGCAUGCACUAAAGGGAAUAGUGCUCACCCAGUGUUUUCGUCUUGAAGUGUAGUGCCAUGCCAGCUAGAGCAGCAAAGGCACGCACUAAAUACUGCUAUAGCAGUAAGGCGGGAUAAUGCUCACCCAGUGGUUGUCUCGAAGGCUGUCAAAAGGGCCGGCUAGAGCAUAUGCCAGACCAGAAGAAAAUGGAAUUGUGAGAAUAGGGAAUAGAGUGCUCACCUGGUGCUUGCGUCUCCAAGUCUACAUUAACAGAGCUGUCUAGACUCGAGCAUAAUUUGUCAGACAGUAUAAUAUUGUAUAGUAUAACUAGCUAACCCGGUAUGCGUUGCAAAGUAAAAAACCGGUCAAGUGCCAAUCGAGUUCGCUUACCCAGGAUUCCGUACUAAAGAAGUAAAACGGUAAGAAUCACUUUUGUUAACGAACCGCAAAACUAACUUUGUUUGUAGAGGUUUAUUGUUAAUAUCAAAAAAA